ACCAAAUCUUUCGCUGGGUGAUGAACGAGGAGUUUCCAGCCAUAUACAAACCUGUAGAUAUCAAAAUAUAUUUAUUUUUCAACAAUUGUUAACACGUGCAGUCUUUUAUCUGGUCGUCAUGAGCGUCACACUGUUGACUUUGUACACCACGCCACAUUAAAAUCUUGAUACAUUAAAUGCAUUGAUUAGUUGUCCAACAUUUAUCGUUUGUAAAGUUUUAAUUCGUUACCUGGCAACGUUGAAUUUCUAAAUGAAGAUGGAGUACCAUGCAAAAUCUGACAUCCCUAAACUAAGCUAGUUAGUAAGAAAAGCGGUAUCUGUACAACUAAUGUGACAGUCACUGGCACAACAAGAUAUGGCUGAAGCAAACGCAAGACCAGUUCCGAAAGAGUGCGAACUGAAACACUGCCUGCCACAAAUAUAUAAGGCCUUAUUGACAGCUUCAUGCCAGUCGUGCCCCCAUGACCCAAUAGAGUUUCUGAAAAACGCACUUUUGGCCUUUCAAGGACAUGAUAAUCUUCAGGGUGUUGACUGGCACAAGUUUGUUGCUUAUAUAGAACAGCGUUCUGCAACAACUUCUCUGCAACAUAGGACGAUGGACUCUGCCUAUACAGACCAAGAAGACACCAUGCUGCCCUUUUGUCUGUUUGAGAAAGCCUACCACUGUUACAGAAAACAUUUAUCAAGUUCUUACUUCAGGAAGUGGAAGAGGUUUACUGUGCAGCAUAAGAGAGGAAAAACAGAGCUGGCUCUGAAGAUGGACCUCACAAAGAGGCAUUAUGAGAGGAAAUGCCAACAGGUUGCACUCACCAAAUGGUCAAACUGGGUAAAAAUGCACAAGAAGACACAGGCUGUUGCCACUGAGAAACUUGAGAGACUUGUAAGCGCUGGCCGGUUUAAACGUAUCAUAACUGCAUGGCGUAAUGUUACACUGGACUCAAAGAGGACAAAAGAAUACUUUCAGAGGCUGCAUGCCGGAGGCUUUAUUGAAAUCAGCAACAUUCACCAGAUUGGAGAAGGAUGUGACAGACUGUCAGCGCUCCCUAGCAGCCUCUCACUGAAGAUCUUUAAAUAUUUAGAACUGCGAGACUGGCUAAAUUGUGCUGAGGUGUGUUGCACAUGGAAAGCUAUCAUCCAAUCAGGCACAUUGUGGAGUCAGGUCAACUUCUCUGUGGAGAAAGACUGGAUAACAGACAGCACAGUGAAGCAGAUUCUGCAGAGCUAUCGCCCGUUUGUGAUCUAUCUCAACCUGCGUGGCUGCACAUCUCUAAAAUGGCCCAGCUUGAAAUGUAUCAGUGAAUGCAGAAAUCUCCAGGAGCUCAAUAUGUCAGAGUGUGUUAAUGUUACGGAUGUGAUGGUUCAGAGAAUUGUCGAGGGCUGUCCCUGCCUACUCUACUUGAACCUUUCUUGUACACUUAUAACAAACGAAACUCUGAGAGAACUGUCCAGGAACUGUCUCAACCUUCAAUACCUGAGUCUGGCCUACUGCUACAGAUUCACAGAUAAAGGGUUCAUGUACCUGAACACAGGCAAGGGCUGCCACAAUCUCAUCCACCUCAACCUCUCUGGGUGCACUCAGAUGACAGUAAAUGGGUUCAGAUACAUUUCUGCCGGAUGUCCUUCACUCAAAGAGAUUGUGAUCAAUGACAUGCCCACGCUGUCAGAUAGCUGUGUCUUGACACUAAUUGCCAGAUGUCGCUGUCUGACUGCCAUUUCUCUGCUGGAUGCUCCUCAUCUUUCCGAUGUCGCCUUCAAAGCCAUUGCUGAAGUUGCCAAACUGAAGACUUUUAGCACAGAGGGUAACAGCCAACUGACAGACAUCAGCUGGGCGGCCCUGUGCAGCAGCUCACAUGGCCUCCACAGACUCCACGCUGCAGAGUGCCCCAGAAUGACCGACGCCAGCCUCAAAUCUGUGGCCACCCUCAAGAACCUGCAACACUUGGACAUCUCUCUUUGUAACAAGGUGAGUGACAUUGGGAUCCAAUUCUUGACUGAAGGAUCCUCGACCACCAAACUGAGAGAACUGAACGUCAGCCACUGCACUCACAUCACCGACAUAUCUGUCAUGAGAAUUGCGCAAAGGUUGUGUAAGCUGUACCACCUCAACUUGAGCUAUUGUGAGAGACUGACCGACAGGAGUCUGGAGUUCCUGAGUGGCAGCUCAGUCUGCUCUCUUGACAUCAGCGGUUGCAACAUCCAGGAUCGGGGGCUGGCGGCCCUUGAGGCUGUUUGCUUGAAGAAGUUAAUUCUUGCCGAGUGUGUCUACAUCACAGACAUUGGCAUAGAGAAGCUGUGCAAGAAUGUGAGAGAUCUGCAACAUGUUGAUGUGUCUCACUGUGUAGCUCUGUCAGACCUGGCCAUCAGAGCCAUUUCAUUUUACUGCAGAGGUCUAGUCACACUGCGGAUGUCAGGUUGUCCCAAGAUGACAGAUAUGGCAGUGCAGUAUCUGACGAGCGGAUCUCAGUACCUGCGAGAACUCGAUGUGAGUGGUUGCGUUCUUCUCACAGAUCGCACUCUCAGACACUUGGAGAAGAUCUGCCCCCCACUCUGCUCUGUCACCAUGGCCUGCUGCAAUAGCAUCUCCAAGGCAGCUGCCUUGAAGCUUCAGCCACACGUGGAGUACUGGGAGCACAGCAAUGAUAAUCCUCCAUUCUGGUUUGGAAAUAACAUGGGCCAAAUGACUGUGAAUUCCCUCACAAGACCCAUCAAAACUGAUGACAAGUGGGAAGUGAUGGAGCAGCACUCAGUGGUGACAAGAGCAACAAAACAACCUCUGGGCUGAUAUCCACCGACGCUCCGCAGAGCUCCACCCCAGCUUUCACCAAGGAGGGGACACGCACACUCACUGCUCCUAUGUAGUGAGUGUGCGGAAAUAUGAGGGGAAAACAAAAAAGAAGAAUAUGAUUCAACAGACAGAGCAGGAAGAAAAACUCAGGUUCAUAAGUGCCUGCACCUGUAAUGUGUCCUCCAUGGGACUUGACCUCAACCUGGUGACUCUGAGACACAACAAACAACAGUGAGAAGACCAAAAGUCAGGAAUGUCAGCGUGAAACAAGUUCCUUCAACUGAUAAAGCCUUUCUGUCAGUAUAGUGACUUGAUUUUAAAACUGAA
Scatophagus argus is the source of this 3112-nucleotide messenger RNA. RefSeq names its product F-box and leucine-rich repeat protein 13 (gene fbxl13). The coding region runs from base 356 to 2782 and encodes 808 amino acids. Gene Ontology annotation, cellular component: SCF ubiquitin ligase complex. The record is from RefSeq and is a predicted model, not a curated record. Gene Ontology annotation, biological process: SCF-dependent proteasomal ubiquitin-dependent protein catabolic process. The transcript has 23 exons. NCBI's taxonomy places the organism in Eukaryota, Metazoa, Chordata, Actinopteri, Scatophagidae. Gene Ontology annotation, molecular function: protein binding.